This is a messenger RNA of Perca flavescens (yellow perch), 1307 nucleotides long. RefSeq names its product P2X purinoceptor 7-like. Bases 468 to 995 code for a protein of 175 amino acids. The transcript has 2 exons. The record is from RefSeq and is a predicted model, not a curated record. Lineage: Eukaryota; Metazoa; Chordata; Actinopteri; Perciformes; Percidae.
CUCACGUCCCUUUUGGCGCUACAUCGGAACGUAGGCAGCCGUUAUUCACUCGGUAAGAGAAAAAGAACGACAUUUAUUGAAUUAAAUCCUAUCUAAUACUGGCUAUGCUUUGUUGUGAAUAGAAUGAAAGAGAGCUGUGCCUGAAUCCACUGUCGUCACGAGUUAAAGGCAGUGAAUUCCAUUAAAAUGGUGAGUCAUUCCUUAAAGGGGAAAUGAAACGUCCAUGUUUUCGCACUGGCAGUAGCUACAUAUAUAAAAAAAUCACCUUGCCUAAAGUUUUAUUUUAAAAAGUUGUUAAAACCACAGAUAUGACAAAAUUAUUUUCGUAAUUUCUAGCUAGCGAUCUACCUAGCAAGUCGCCAUUUUGGAGUGACGUCACAGCCUACGUAACGGGGUUUGUUGGUUCUGUUGGCAAGUGAAGAGAGUGAAGCGUUCCUGGACCGUACUGAAUACGCACUUGAUUUUAAAUGGAGGAAGACGAACUUGAAAGACCUGUUGAGUCCGUGUGUCCCAUUUCGUACGCAUUUGAGCCAAUACGGCGUGGGAACCUAGCAGUGGUAUGUCGAUUUGUCGAACAGCCGGUGGUGGUUUGGGGCGAAGAGCGGGUUGGCAACGCUACCUGGUGUCAGUGUGGCUGUUGUACUGCGAUGCCCACCGUGUCGGAGUCCAUCUGCUGUCAAGAGGCUGAUCUUGACCAUGUGUUGCGUGGUCAAUCCUGCAUCACUAUGGCGCGCACAUUUGCCAUGCUGUGCCGGGAGGUAGAAGUGUUGGAAGUGGCAAUGCUUUCCCUGAAGGAUGUCAGAGCGGAGACACUGGAGCGUCCCAUCAAUAGCUGUCUAUUUAGAUUGACAUACCGGCAAUUUACCCUUUGGGCCAGAGGGCAUUUGGGGAAGAAGAACCGGAUUCUGAUUCCAGCCUGUGUUGUUGGCUCCAUCAGGGCUGUUUUUCCAUCCCUGGAAUAUCAUGGUUUUGAAUAUGCAUAUGAUGAAUUUUAAGUUGCAUUCAAUGUUUGCCAUUAAAGAGGAUUUAUUGUAAUAUUUCAUCAAGUGGUUUAAUGGGCAUUUAAAUUAUAUUUAGUAGUUUUGAGAAGGAAUGUGAAUAUUUAACAGCAAUGCUAGGUGGUUAAGGUACUGGCUCAGUAUACUGUGACCAUGGAUGUAAAGCCUUGUAUGUUUAAAUAAUCACUCUAAUAGAGUAAAGACUCUAAUACACAUUUGAAAGUUUAACAUCAAAUAAUUAUUUUAUAGGCAUAGUGAUUAAAUGGCAACAGCUUUUCUGACACUGAACUGAGCUCAGACUUGCACAAA